Diabrotica virgifera virgifera (western corn rootworm) is the source of this 3363-nucleotide messenger RNA. RefSeq names its product intraflagellar transport protein 43 homolog. Bases 133 to 663 code for a protein of 176 amino acids. Lineage: Eukaryota; Metazoa; Arthropoda; Insecta; Coleoptera; Chrysomelidae. Gene Ontology annotation, biological process: intraciliary retrograde transport. The record is from RefSeq and is a predicted model, not a curated record. The transcript is spliced from 5 exons. Gene Ontology annotation, cellular component: cilium; intraciliary transport particle A.
GAAGAUUAUGGUUAUGUUUUGUAUGUUUGGUUGUUAUCAGGUUGUUAUGGAAACAUCUCUUCAAAAAUAUAUACAAAUAUUAUAACAACUUACGUUUUAUUUGUUGUUUUCUUAAAUCUUACAAUAAAUAAGAUGCUGCGAGAUGACGAUAUAGAUUUAUUAGUAGGAAAAAAGUCUGCCCCUAAACAAGGCAGAAGAUCGGUUAAAAAUUUAGAAGAACCAGAAAUUGCUGAAGAAUUAUCUAAGGAUAUGGAUGACCUGCACAUAAGAGCUAGAAAAACGAGUUUGUGGAGUGAUGAACCACCUAAAUCAUCUAGAUCUGAGUCAUCUGGGCGGAAUAUGAUUGAACUGGAAAGGUUUCAAAAUGAAAUAAAACUUGAUGCAGAUGAUAUUCCAAUCAUCCCAGAUAUAGAAGAGAUUCAAGAUGACACGUUUAAAGAUGCUAAGUCCAUGUUAUCUAUGGAUGAAUCUGUUAAGGACUUGGAUAAACAAGUAAAUACUAUGAGAGUGGAUCCAAAUUUUAAAGGAGCUAAAUUUGGAGAUAUCGAUCUAUCUUUUUUAAUGAUUAACCUGUAUCCAGAAAAGGAUGUUCAAGAUUGUGAUGAAGUAUGGACAUUAGAAUCAUUAUAUAAGGAUCUUUCCAGAGAAAGGGAAAAAAAUUGAUACAUUUAAUUUCCUUUUGGCUUUUGUGUUAGGUAUUAUAUAACUGGAUCAAAUGUAAUUAUUUAAUUGCACAAAUGAUUGUAUUUAUAGUAUAUUAGAUUUUUAAAAUUCAAUGUCCCUGUACAUUGGAAUCUCAUGGAAUGAAGGAAUCACAUUUUCUUGCCUUAUGCUUCGCAGGUGGUGGUAUAUUAUAUGCAUGUGGUUGUAAUCCAGUCUUGAGGUAGUGCCCUAGUUUCGUAUACAUGAUUAGAAAAGCGUGUCAGGUCUUUUAGAGCAGUCAAUGAGGAUAUUUGGCUCCGAAUUCUAUCCUACUACAUCGAUUUACUUGAUAUUUUCACAGUAAGUGGGGAAUAGCUCGAGAAACAAAGUCUACCCUAUGCCGAUGUGUGCUUUUAUCUUGGGGUUUUUGGAAUUUUUGGUUAAAAUAUCCACGGAAGUGGUAAGAGAACCUUUUUUUUGAAAAAUGGCUUUGGCAGAGCCAAUUAGCCAGACUUGUUUGUGAUUGAUUGCAGAUUCAUAGUCAUAAGAGAACCUAAUUCUAAGCAAAAAUUGUUCUAUAAUUUUUUUUUGAAAACUCUGUAUUUUGUGAGUUAUUCGUGGUUGAAAAUUGGCCAUUUUCAUUGAAAAAUGACACCUUUGCGGACGGUUUUUUGCGAAUACCUUAAAAACUGUGCAUCUAACGAAAAAAGCUAUAUAAAAUAUUUUGUAGAGUAUAAAAAAACAAAAAGAUUCGUUCCUUCACAAAUCUUCUAGUUAUAAUACAAAAGAGCUAUGUGAGGUGAGAAGAGUUUAUUUUUUUGGUGCAUGCUCAAAUCGGAGUAUUAAACUUGAAAUAACAUAAAAACGGUCGAUUUUAGGUGUAGAAUGAUACGAAUACCUUUUGUGGUGCUUGAAAAGAUCUUUAAAAUGAGCAAUAUUAAAUGUCGAUUAGAUUCAAAAUAAGCGAGACAUGCUACAAAAAAAUUGAUGACUCAUGUAUUAAAACUCAGCAAUAAAAUUGCUGGUAAAUAAGUUUUCCCAAAAAUGGCCUAUUCUCCGAUAAAUCUGCCCAGACUAUGCUCAAAACAUCAAAUAACACAUAGUUCACAAUAAUUAUAGGCUGUUUUUUUCUUUUGUUGUUUUCUUUAAACAAUUAACCACUUGGCAACAGAUUUAUUAUUAUCAGGUCUUUUUGGAUAAAUACAAGGAAAAUAUCUUUCAAUAAGUCGUAAUGGAUAGAGAGCAUUCUUCAACUUCUAGGUGUUACUUUUCUGUAUUUUUUUAUUAUAGAUUUGACUAAAGUCCUCUGAAAGUCCAAUAAUGGAUUAUGUUCUCAUUUUGUAUAUUACUUACAUGGGAAUUCAGAACUGCUAAGUCUAGAAGAUGAAAAAACACUUUCUUAUACCAUUUCACUGUUUUCUUACAGUUUCUUUGGUACUCGGUAGCAUAUCUGUUUUGUCUACUCCUCCCAUAUUUUGAUUAUACUCAACAAUCUCCUCUGGUUCUGAAUUUGUUCACCUCUUCCAUUAGUCACAGUUUUUAUUUUAUUGCUGUGAAUUGUAGAUAACAUAUGGGCGUGUCUUUUAUAAUCUGUCUGUUUUAAAGCCAAUAAAGUUUUGUACCCCCGAUAGGGGCUUCACGACCUUGACGUUGGUUCGGGGGCUUAAGCUGACUGUUCAGAUAUGGCUGUAGUCUGGUGCAGGAAGUGGAUUAAGUAUGUGUGUACGAAUGCAUGGGAUCUCCCUAAUAAGAAGCUCUCCGAUGAAUGAAGGCACCCCCCAUAAACGGGCAAGGCCUGGUGAAUGGAAAGUAUGAAUCUCAUCUUAAACAGCUAUCUUCUUUGGUAACCUUUGAGUUGUCCGAAACAUACAGAAAUUGUAAGGUUUCUAAAAAAAUCUCUCACUGGACAUUAUUUGACCAAAUGCAGGAGUCUGAAUUGUGAAAUCUUUACCAAUAAUCCUUUGUUUUUUGUUUUUUAAAAUGAGAUAUUAGUAGAGAAACACCCAAAAACUGGUAGAUUUCAUCUGCACUUAGUUGGUGAUAUACAGAGUGUCCCUAAAAGAUUGGUCAUAAAUUAUACCACAGAUUCUGGGGUCAAAAAUAGGUUGAUUGAACCUCACUUACCUAUAUACAAUAGUGCACACAAAAAAGUUACAGCCCUUUGAAGUUACAAAAUGAAAAUCAAUUUUUUUUUUAUAUCGAAAACUCGAUUUUUCAUUGAAAAUGGACAUGAACAUUCUUAUGGCAGAACCAUCUUAAAUAAAAAUUAAAGUGAAAUUUGUGUACCCCAUAAAAAUUUUAUUUUAUUUUAUUUAUUUAUUAACGGGCCUUGCCCCCUUUUACUACAAUAAUUUACAGUUUAAAGACCUCAAUAGAAUUAGUCAAAUAAUUUAUUUAUUUAUCGUAUGGCAUAGAUACAACAAGAACACAUAAUUUAAAAAAAAAGUAUAUAAAACACUACAUGAAGUAUCACAAACGAACAUCUAAUGUAUUAAUAUACUGUAAAACAUUUUCGGUCGCAUUCAGGAACUCAUCGAAAACUCCAGGGUAUCGCCUUCGGGGGCAUUCCUCAAUAAUGUGGCGGAUGGUCUGCCGUUGCACACCACAAUCACACUCAGGAGUAAGGGCCUUUCCCCAUCUAUGCAAGCUGUCAGCACAUCUACCGGUCCCUGUCCUUAUUCUGUUCAGCGCCGUCCAUGUAUUGCGGGGCAGUUCAAAGCC